Haliotis rufescens (red abalone) is the source of this 4419-nucleotide messenger RNA. RefSeq names its product glutathione hydrolase 1 proenzyme-like. Gene Ontology annotation, biological process: glutathione catabolic process. Gene Ontology annotation, cellular component: plasma membrane. Lineage: Eukaryota; Metazoa; Mollusca; Gastropoda; Lepetellida; Haliotidae. The record is from RefSeq and is a predicted model, not a curated record. The transcript has 16 exons. Bases 117 to 2012 code for a protein of 631 amino acids. Gene Ontology annotation, molecular function: glutathione gamma-glutamate hydrolase.
GUUGUUUACUUCCGACUCUGUGACAGAUGUUUCACAAACGCGAGUGAAUACUGCUUAUAUUCGGUCGAUACUUAAAUGCUCAGGUCUUAUUGACGUGUGAUCACAUAAAUGCAUAAAUGGAACUUGGACCAACUACAAUGGAGGGACCAGUAGGCCAUGGGGAUAAGAUUGGUCUCAUUAACGAUGAACCACCAAAGCGCACAACGAAGAAGGAGUCCACAGACAGUGACAGUACGCGGGCGGAGUCCUCCCCACUACACAGGGGCGGUGCAGGAGAUGCCCACGAGGGCAAGAAGAGCACACUGCAGUCCUUCAGCCUGCGUGUGAUCAUCAUCUCUGCUAUAGUGUUUGCCGUUGCUGUCACCGUCUCCCUCAUCCUCAGCAUCUACCUGGGCCCACCACAGAUUGGUGAACAUGGUGCUGUUGCUUCGGAUGUCGGCGUCUGCUCAGAGAUGGGCCUGGCGAUACUCAAGAAGGGGGGUAACGCUGUUGAUUCCGCUGUGACAACGCUGUUGUGUCUGGGUGUGGUCAACUCUCACAGCUCAGGGCUUGGCGGGGGUGGUUUUAUGGUUGUAUAUGAUCACAAGAUAAAACAAUCUACUGCCUAUGACUUCCGUGAAACAUCACCCAAGGCUGCCAAGGAUUCUCUCUUUCCUGAUAAAGCAUCAACAUUGAAGGGGGGCAGGUCCGUGGCUGUCCCCGGGGAACUGAGGGGACUGGAGAUGGCCCACAAGGAGUACGGCAAACUGACAUGGAGUGAGGUGGUGCUACCGGCUGCUGACAUCGCCCGGAAAGGAUUCAACAUCACCCGCGAUAUGGCUAAUACACUGAAGUCCAAGUUCAAGGUCGAGGACUUCAAGGAGCCACUACUGAGGCAGCUGUAUGUGAGAAACUAUCAGUUUGUACCUGAGGGGACAUUCAUCCAGAGAGUGGACCUAGCCAACACUCUGGAUGCCAUAGCUGAGAAGGGUGCUGACGAAUUCUACAAGGGAGACAUCGGAAAAUCUAUCGUCAGGGCUGUGAAGGAUCAUGGCGGAGUGAUGACAAUGGCUGACCUCGUCAGCUACCAGGUCAUGAAGAGACGGGUCCUGAAUACCUUCUUCAGAGGCAGUGUGGUGGUGACAAUGCCUCCGCCGACGUCCGGGCCGAUACUGCUGCUGAUGUUGAACAUGAUGGAGAGGUUUAACUGGACCCAGGCCAACAUCAGUGAUGCAGCCACCUACCACAACAUGACGGAGAUAUUCAAAUAUGCCUACGCCCACCAAGGUCUACUUGGAGAUCCAGACUUUGUUGCAAAUAUGAGAAACACCUCCUUGAAUAUUAUUGCAAAAAAAUAUGCCAUUGAGCUGGCCAAACUUGUUGACAAUGAAACCCACCCAAUCUCCCACUAUCAUCCGCUGUAUGCUCCGGAGGUAAACAAAGGCACGACACAUGUGUCUAUUGUCGACUCUACUGAACUGAUGGUUUCUGUGACAUCGUCCAUCAACCAGCUGUUUGGGUCCGGGAUCAUGACCACCUCGGGCAUUAUACUCAACAAUGAAAUGGGAGACUUCUCAUUCCCAAACUUCACUCAUGUCAAGGAUAUGCCAGCAAAUGUGAAUAAUUUUCUCGAGCCAGGCAAACCGAAGCGCCCCCUGUCCUCCAUGGUGCCAACCGUUAUCUACAACCCAAGCUACCCCUGUGCACUGAGGAUGGCCAUCGGCGGAUCAAACGGAAGCCGGAUCAUUACAGGAGUUGCUGAGACAAUUGCUAAUGUGAUGGCGUUUGGAAUGGGUCAGGAUAUAGCUCGUGCUAUUGAGAGACCAAGGAUUUAUGACAAUCUGUUUUCAAACACCACAGAAUACGAAGCAUUGUUCCUCAUAUCCGUCGUUGAUGAUAUGAAAAAGAGAGGUCACAACAUGGUCAAGGUCACCGAAGGUCUCAGCGUCGUUCAAGCAGUGGCCAAAGUCAACGAUGAUAUCUUCGCCCACUCUGACUCCCGCAAGUCUGGGAAAGCAGCUUUGUUUAAAUAGCAGAUGGAAAGUAAAACAUUCCAGUUUUACAUUCCAUUUGCUCAAGAUGAAACCUCUGGUUUGUGUGUAGCAUGGGUUGUGAUGAAAGACAUGCUACCUUUAGAGAAGUGAUUUUACCCUGUUUUUGUUCUCUUUUUUUCCUUUUUGUCCAAAUAUUGACUUUUAAUGUUUGGAAUAAGGUUUGGUACAUUGACCUAAGAAAUCAUGAAUUGUGUAUUCUUUAGCCCAUGCUGACAGUUUUAUUUACUAUAUAUUUGGCUUAUUGGAAUUGAGUAUUUGGGUAUAUCUAGAGAUAUAUAAGUCACCCAGGUGGUGGGGUAGCCUCGUGGUUAAGGCGUUCACUCACCACGCUGAAGACACAGGUUUAUUUCCCCACAUGGGUAUCAUGUGUGAAGCCCAUUUCUGGUGUUCCCCCCACCGUGUUAUUGCUGGAAUAUUGGUGUAAAACCAUACUCACUCACUCACUCACUAUAAGACAUGCAGCAUUUACCCGUCUUUGCAUGUUAUGGUGCAGAGUAUAUUGAUGUUAUGUCAUGAAGCAAAGGUGUUCUCCUAAACGAGUUUCCUCGCAACUAAUCAUGUAAUUCUUAGAUUUAAUGUUCCUGUCGCAGGGUUAGGAAUCCAUUUAAUUAUAAAUGUGUGUAGUAUAUUGUGUUAGUUCUAGAUUCCUUUUGUCUACUUCCCUCGUUCAGGCACUGUUUUCAAAGAUGCAAGCAAUAUCAAAUUUAUUAUUUCCGUGCAGUCUUAGAUUGUCCUUGUUCCAACAGUUAUUUAUGUUUUGGGAAUAAUAAUAAUAAUAAUAAUAAUAAUAAAGCAGUGUGUGUAUAAUGUAGACGUUAGCCAUAACACUCCUUGUCCUUAUUACAUCCAGGGGUCGGGUAGCCUAGUGGUUAAAGCGUUUGCCCGUAAUGCAGUGUGUGUAUAAUGUAGAAGUUAGCCAUAACACUCCUUGUCCUUAUUACAUCCAGGGGUCAGGUAGCCUAGUGGUUAAAGCGUUUGCCCGUCACACGGAAGACCCGGGUUCGAUUCCUGACAUGGGUACAAUGUGUGAGGCCCAUUCCUGGUGUACCCCGCCAUGAUAUUGCUGGAAUAUUGCUAAAAGUGGCGUAAAACCAUACUCACUCACUCACCUUAUUACAUCCAACUUCUCAAUACCAGUGAAGACUCCAGUCAUGUCCGUGUUGGAAACAUGGGCCAGUGGUGAUCUUAUGCAGCAUAAUACACACUGUCUUGUGGUCCUGAGGGCUUGGACACCCAGGGCACAGUUGUGUUCCUUUCAUGUGCCAGGUCAUGGGUUUCAACCCCAAAUAUCUUUCUCAUUAUGAUCUUGUUACGAACACCUUUGUGAAAUGGGGGUCUACAGUGCAUGUCAGGUAACACUCAUGUGUCCUAGUCUAUAGCCCACGGUACAGAGUUAUGUCCUGUAGUUGCACCAGGAUCUGCUGAUAUAACGAUUGUGGGUUUGAAUCGAUUUGCCCUGAUUAUGAUUAUGGGUUUGGCAGCACCCUACCCGUUCUCAUGGGUUUCGUGGGUAAACGUCUACAAUCUGCAUCACUUCCUCCAACAGAUGAUGCCCUUCAUAUGAAUGAAAUACUCUUUGUAACCCAGUGUAAGGAGUGUUUUUGGAGAUUGAUGAUACUGGUCGUUAACCAGCAGCUUGUCAGUCAGUCAUGUAAUUUACUGAAAGGCCUUCGCGUACAUCAAUGUUUAUUUCUAGGUUUGUCAACACCAUAUUCGUGCUUGUGGAUUUCAUCAGUGUGAUAAACAUGCAUGACAUGCUUCACUCUUGCCCUCCAGCAUGGAGCCUUCAUGAAGUAAUUGAAAUACUCGUACAAUUGGGGUAAGGCCCACUCACUCACUCACACAAUACCAUGUUCUGGUGUUCCUUCAUGAAGUAAUUGAAAUACUCGUACAAUUGGGGUAAGGCCCACUCACUCACUCACACAAUACCAUGUUCUGGUGUUCCUUGGUAGGGAACAGCCUGUUAGCUUUUUUAUGUACUGACCAAUCUGUUCUUCCAUCAAUUGGGUUGAGCUUUGAUUUAUGUAAAUUUGUGAGCGAAAGAAAUGUGUUUACAUUAUUUCAAACACAACUGUAUACAUUUUGUAUAUUUUAAUGUUUGUCGGAAAAUAAGUGGCAUUUUAAACUGGAUCUGUGUGCAAUAUUUUGCCUGUUUUGUGAAUAUUCUAUUCAUAUACAAUUUAUAAACAAAUACACAUAUUCAUCAUACAUUCCAUGAAAGGGUUGAGGUGAGCAAUGAAGAAUUAUUGUUAUGCUCUUCCUACAUUCCAUGAUGUGUGGACCCGUGAAGAUCUUCAGCAACCCAUUCUUGUCGUAAAAGGCCACUAUGCUUGUCGUAAGAGGCAACUAACGAGAUCGGGUGGUCAAGCUUGCUGACUUGAUUGAU